AUGCGUUAGGUUUUUUCGCGAUGGACAGAGGAUACGAUUGAUGUUUCGAGCGAACUAUUUCAGUUUCAAAAGGAAUGCAUACAAAAGCAGCAACUGGAUCUUCCCAUGACCGACGUUGAAUUGCUGGCUUUGAAUAGCAUCUUUAUGUUCACUCUGAAUGCUUCUGAAGAUUGCCGUGCCUACAUUCCGCAUGCUUUUGAUCCAGUUGCAGCCCAAGUGAAAACCGAACUGAAGCAGCAUUUUGGGUUUGAAAUUAUGGACGAAGAAUCGACGCGCCUAUGCAUUACUAUUGAAAAUCUCCUUCUAAAUAAUGAAGAUGCGGAAGGCACCAUAUUACAAUACUUACAGUCCACACGAAAUGGAUCGCCAAAGGUGCAUUCAGUUGCCAAAGUAAUAUACGAAUUGUACAAAACCUACAAACAGGACAUUGACUUGUCGGACGAUGACGAAGAAAAUGCAUUCGUCAACUUGGCCUUUAAACCUUUCGCCGAUGUGAUUCUUUCAGAGAUUCAUCACAGUCGUCUUGGCCAAAAACGAAAGCACUCAAUGGAAGCAUGGGAGUUUCACGCCAAUGCUACGGUCAGUACGGUAAUCAGCGAUCACAAUAGAAACUGUCUUAUUGUAAAGGCCAAAUCGCCACAACAGCCAACCGUGGCCGAACUAGUCAGAAUGGCGUUUGGCAUGAAAACUAUGUUGGAUCAUCUCGUAGAUGAACACGUAAAUCAACCCAUGACAUUCGGUAUUUACAUUGAAGGAUGCCAAUGUCGAUCAUUCAAAAUGGAUCUGCAGUACGACGGCAUUUACAGACUUGUGCAACUACGGCAAUUUUCAUUGAUGAAAAAUAUUUAUGAUUUCGGCAUGAUUCGCAACACGAUUUGUAGCCUAAGGCAACUCAAGACCCUCGUAAAUGAAUGCAUUCUGUCUAUUCGUGCACGUCGCCAACUGACACCCGAAGGGAUUCAGAGACAAGUAUGGAAACGCCCAACAGUCUUCAUUCCCAAUUGGCAGCUUUAAUUCAUUCCUGUCGCCCCAAAGUAGUCGCUCUGCUUU
Radiomyces spectabilis is the source of this 1050-nucleotide messenger RNA. RefSeq lists its product as uncharacterized. The transcript is spliced from 6 exons. Lineage: Eukaryota; Fungi; Mucoromycota; Mucoromycetes; Mucorales; Radiomycetaceae. The coding region runs from base 106 to 1014 and encodes 302 amino acids. The record is from RefSeq and is a predicted model, not a curated record.